Messenger RNA from Phyllostomus discolor (pale spear-nosed bat), 487 nucleotides. It is a transcript of the gene RIIAD1, whose product is annotated as regulatory subunit of type II PKA R-subunit domain containing 1. The transcript has 5 exons. The record is from RefSeq and is a predicted model, not a curated record. The coding region runs from base 35 to 313 and encodes 92 amino acids. NCBI's taxonomy places the organism in Eukaryota, Metazoa, Chordata, Mammalia, Chiroptera, Phyllostomidae.
CGCGCGGCCCCGUCGCCUUGACGACCGCGACAAGAUGGCGUUGCAGCCUGGCGGUUUGCUGGCGCCCGACCCUGGGGCGCUGAGUCCCGCGCAGUGGGAGCAGCUGCGCGAAUUCAAGAUUCAGACUCGGAUUGCUAACGAAAAGUACCUAAGGACCCACAAAGAAGUGGAGUUGCUCCUAAGUGCUUUUUUCCGAGAAAUGUUUCUGAAGAGGCCAGACAACAUCCGAGAAUUCGCUGCAGAGUACUUCACGGAUCCAAGACUUCCCAACAAGAUUCACAUGCAGCUAAUUAAGGAGAAGAAAGCGGCUUAAUUAGCAAAAUCAUGAUGCUCUGCUGUUGAAAGAGACCAGAAAGCCUCCAGCCUGGGGCUCAUGUGGACGUGAGAGAGUCCUAUUGUUAUCAGUGUGGGUUUUCAAGCUGCCUCGGGCUCUGUCUGCAUUGCAAAGGCUUUUAAAGAUACUCAUUAAAAACAGACCUUCCUGAUC